AUGUCCCCUCAUGCUCCUUCAGAAGACGCCUCCCAAUCGCAAUCCCAAUCGCAAUUACGGCCCAAUCUGGCGGCCCAUCACCGAUCCACGUCCUCGGUCACCAGCCACCAAAGCGAUAGUCCGGCGGGUACACCUCCAGCUUCAGGUACAACUGCUACACAGCAUAAAGAACCCAAAGGCAAAGGCGAGCGCAAACACGUAGUUGGUCACGGCAAAUACGGACGUGUGAGCAGUAAUAAGGCGCUGCAUAAAUUAUCUCGUACAUCGAGCACGAAUAACCACAAUCAUCAUCACAGCCAUACUACGAGCAACGAUAGUUUGAAGGAAUUUCAAGCGCCGUGGGACAAACCACACAAUUCGAGCACGAACCUCAAUCGGCAGAAAAAUAUUUCGCAGACGGCCCUGAAACGUAAUCGUAGCUCGGCAGAUGUACAGAAUACCACGGGGCAAUCGAGAAAAUCUAAGAACUCGGAUGAGCAGCAGGGUAAAAAGAGACCGAAUAGUGUACAUUUUGAAUUGGGUAUAGGUACCCCGGGGAAAACGGAAGUCGAAGACGACAACGAAGAAGGUUGGGAAGAAGCAAGUUCGACCGCAAGUCCGGCUUUGAGUCGCAGUGUAAAUACAUCUGCCAAACCAUCCGCCGCCAAUUCCGCAGCUAAUUCUCGACAUCAAUCCCCUCUUUCAUCGCCGAAAGCCAAACGGACUAACGGUCCGGAUUCUGUGAGGGAUUUUGCGAAGGCCCCAAUUGAUCACUUUGAUGGGAAUGGUAGUGCAAAGACAGAUACAAACACGAAAGCGAAUAGAAAUAGUUAUUCAACCGCAGACGCAAAAUUGAUUACAGAGAAAUUACUUCAGAGAACACCGUCUCAUUUGGCUUCGGAGACCAAAAUGAGCAUGGCGACUGCGAAACCAACGCCAAAAAUGGCGCAUGCACAUUCUGGUAGCAUGGAUCGAUCGACGGGGAUGGUAAAGAGUAUGGGUGCGAGUAUCGCGAGUGGAAAUCAGGAAUUGAUAUCGAGAUUCGUAGGAGAUGCUGGGACACCAGGGGAAAAUAGCCCGAAGUUUCCUCCGCCGGAUCAUGGGGAAGAAUCUAGGACGGGCGCUAUCAAUGGCAGUGCAUUGGAAAAAACGCAUGGCGGGAUUGGGGAAAUGGCAAGGGCGAAGUCGAUGGGGAAUUUGACAAAACAUAAUGUUGAUGAAGAAGAGGAAUCGGCUCUAUUGCCUCGAAGUCGAAAGAGUUCUACAAGUGGUGUUUCGGGACCGCCUAAUGCAUAUAAUUCGCGCACGCAACAGAAACUUUGGCUUCAAAGAGCAUCGUCGAAUAUUGAACCCCAGAGAGAGGGCUUAGGUGCAUUGUCAUUAUUGAAUGGUGGUAUGGGAAUGGGUAAUCAUGGUGGCGCAAGCAGUAUGGGAUUCGGGCCUGGAAUGGGUCUAGGGAUGGGAAUGGGGAUGGGUAAUGGAGGAUACUUAAUGGGCGGAGAUGGAAAAGGAGAUCCGAGGAUCAAAGUACAGCUUGAGAGGACGGGCCUAGAAUAUUUGGUUGUAAGACGUCAUCAAGAUCCUGUUGGGCGAGGUAUUAAGAGAUUAGAGAAAAUGGGAGAGCUUGGGCACGGGGGCAAGAAUAUCCCAGGGUUUGGAAAUGGUCAUGGGCAUAGUAAGAGUGCGAGUGUGAGUCGAGCGGGUAGUUUGAAGGAAAGGAAUGGGAAUGCGAGGAAGGGAGUAAGACAAAGUUAUGAUGGAGAGGAGAGGAGUAGUGAUACUGAUCGGGAUGGUGGUAGUGGAUUGGAUGAGGAGAAUGUUGCGGCGCUCUUGAGGAGCUUAUGGGAGAAGAGUUUCGAGGGCAGUGGAAGUGCGGAUUAG
Botrytis fragariae is the source of this 1860-nucleotide messenger RNA. RefSeq lists its product as uncharacterized. NCBI's taxonomy places the organism in Eukaryota, Fungi, Ascomycota, Leotiomycetes, Helotiales, Sclerotiniaceae. Gene Ontology annotation, cellular component: fungal-type vacuole membrane; TORC1 complex. The record is from RefSeq and is a predicted model, not a curated record. The transcript has a single exon. The coding region runs from base 1 to 1860 and encodes 619 amino acids.